Molecule: messenger RNA, 1197 nt
Organism: Thlaspi arvense
Lineage: Eukaryota; Viridiplantae; Streptophyta; Magnoliopsida; Brassicales; Brassicaceae
Source: the annotation of a GenBank genome assembly
AUGGAAGAAGGUUUUAAACGGCUUAAGGCGAUGAGAACGGUGGUGUGGUGGGACCUCCACACCUGUCCGGUUCCCGAUGGCUACGACGUUCGUCGUGUCCGACCGUGUAUCGUAUCGGCGGUGAAGAAGCACUUUGGUUCUCGUCCAGUAGUCACCAUCUUUGCCAUUGGCAACCUAGAAAUCAUCUCUCCUCUUCUCUUGAAAGAGAUCUCCUCCGCUGGAAUCCAUCUUUACAUUUUGUAUCAGCUUUUGUAUCAUUACAUUUUGCUAACGUCUAACCUUCAAAAUCAUCUCGGUUUCAGCAUCACUUGUUCGAGCGUCACUGGGACGGGCAUUCUUUUAAUGAAUUCGAUGAACCUCGAUUGUCCUGCCGAGUUUGCGAGUAUCAUAGCUGCGACCGACAUAACAUGUUCGUCCACAUCAACACUGCACAUCCUGGUGCACCAUGCCCUGGCAAGUUUCAGUUACUUGGUUUCAAAAUGUUUAUCUAAUGUAAUGUUCGAUUGGGGUAAACUAAUUGCGAUUUGUUUUCUUCUUUUAGCUUUUCCUACAACCACUGUUUACCCGCUGCUCCCUACAACCACCGUGGUGUUGUGGGACCUCAACACCUGUCCGGUUCCCCCUGGUUAUGACAUUGGUUGUGUCCGUCCGAGCAUCGAGUCCGCGUUGAAUAAGCUCUUUGGUAGUCUUCCCGUCACCGUCUUUGCCAUUGGCAACCUAGACUUGAUCUCUCCACGGGUCUUGAAAGAGAUAUUUUCCUUUGGAAUCCUUCUUAUACACUCCCCCUUCGGUUAUAACUUCCUUCUCUUCUAUGGGCACACUAUUCUGCGUGCCUUUCCAAAGUCUAAGCCAGCCGAAGCUUUCGGCUCUUAUGAAGAGUGGUGCUGGGAAACUUUACUUGAAGAGAAUUCGUCUCCUCCCCUUGAGACAAACAGCCAGGACAAGUGCACUGAAACUGGUGAAGAUGCCUGCUUUUGCCUACAAUGCGAAGUUCCUGUCAAAAGCUUUGAUGGUUUCAUCGACCAUCUUCAGAGUAAAGAACACAAAGAGGAGCUGUGGGCGAACGUGCCACUAGACACGGACAAUAACCCCAUCUAUAUCUGCGAGCUGUGCAACUAUCCUGCCGACAGCAAUGAUUUUCUGACCCUCCACUUGAAAAGUGAAGAACAUUUACUGAAGGAGGAGAAGAUGACUUGA